AUGGUGUUCAAGAACAGCAAUGAGGGUUUUAACACUAAUUCUAGAAAAUUACAACAAGCCUACCGCUCCGGCGGAAGUGGCGGCGAGUCCGUCCGGUCCGCCUUCCGGUCCACCGCCCGCCAAUUUCCGGCGGCGGGUGAGCGCGCGUCGCGUAACGACCUUCUGCGUGGAGUGUAGGCAGGCGGCGGCGGCGGCGUAUUGAUGGAGGCCUCGGCUUCUGGCCGGGCGUGGCGGACCUGGCGGCGGUCCCGGGCCUCGGGCUUCCCGCUCUCCCGAGCCGCCAUCCUCCUCUUCUCCGCCUUUCUUGUGCUGGCGCCCCCGUCAGUUGAAUAUUUGGUUCGAUUUCCAAGAACUUUUCGAUUGACCCAAGAGUCAGUGAAAAUAGUGGGAUCAUCACAUUUUCCAGUGAAAGUAUAUGUCAUGCUCCAUCAAAAGAGUCCACAUGUGCUAUGUGUAACCCAAGGACUGCGAAAUUCCGAACUGAUAGAUCCAUCAUUCCAAUGGCAUGGGCCGAAAGGAAAAAUUGUUUCAG
This is a messenger RNA of Marmota monax (woodchuck), 532 nucleotides long. It is a transcript of the gene Zpbp, whose product is annotated as zona pellucida binding protein. NCBI's taxonomy places the organism in Eukaryota, Metazoa, Chordata, Mammalia, Rodentia, Sciuridae. Gene Ontology annotation, cellular component: acrosomal vesicle; zona pellucida receptor complex; extracellular region. The record is from RefSeq and is a predicted model, not a curated record. Gene Ontology annotation, biological process: acrosome assembly; binding of sperm to zona pellucida. The transcript is spliced from 4 exons. The annotation marks the transcript as partial.